Molecule: messenger RNA, 1360 nt
Organism: Arabidopsis thaliana (thale cress)
Lineage: Eukaryota; Viridiplantae; Streptophyta; Magnoliopsida; Brassicales; Brassicaceae
Gene: AVA-P1
Product: ATPase, F0/V0 complex, subunit C protein
Exons: 3
Coding region: 501-929 (142 amino acids)
Biological process (GO): proton transmembrane transport
Cellular component (GO): proton-transporting V-type ATPase, V0 domain; lytic vacuole; storage vacuole
Molecular function (GO): proton transmembrane transporter activity; proton-transporting ATPase activity, rotational mechanism
Source: RefSeq, marked reviewed
GUCGUCCUUGUUACAGAACAAGCAGCGUUGUUCCCUUCCACUCAUCUGAAAACAAAAACAACAAACAAAAUAAAUAAAUUCAACAGCGAUAUAUCUUCAUCUCUCUCUCUCUCGCCAGAUUUUCAUCGACUCGAUUUCAGAUUUAAGAUCUCAGAUACAAAACUCCGACAUGUCUACGUUCAGCGGCGAUGAAACAGCUCCCUUCUUCGGCUUCCUCGGCGCUGCAGCCGCACUCGUUUUCUCCUAUUGCGUAUAUGAUCGUGAUAGAUAUAAAGAAUGAGUCUUUUAGGUUCGAUCUGCAAAAAUAAGGAAUUGGUGAUUUAUGGGAUAUGAUUUGCAUUUGAGCUAGUAAAAUCUGAUUGAGCAAUGCUUUUGUGUCUUAUUUGGCUGUAAAUCUGAGAUAGAGAUUCGAUUCUCUUGUGCAUUCCUCGAAUUUUGGAACCUCAUUGGGUGCUUUAUAUGAUCAUACGAAACCAUGUUGAAUCCUUGGAUUGCAUUGGAUGUUAUUAGGUAUGGGAGCUGCUUAUGGAACCGCAAAGAGUGGUGUUGGUGUGGCUUCUAUGGGAGUUAUGAGACCUGAGUUGGUGAUGAAAUCUAUUGUCCCUGUUGUUAUGGCUGGAGUGUUGGGUAUCUAUGGAUUGAUCAUUGCUGUUAUCAUCAGUACCGGGAUUAACCCCAAGGCUAAGUCUUACUACCUCUUUGAUGGAUACGCACAUCUCUCGUCUGGUCUUGCUUGUGGUCUUGCUGGUCUCUCAGCUGGAAUGGCCAUUGGGAUUGUUGGUGAUGCCGGUGUCAGGGCAAAUGCUCAGCAGCCUAAGCUCUUUGUUGGGAUGAUUCUUAUCCUUAUUUUCGCAGAAGCGCUUGCUCUUUACGGGCUUAUUGUAGGAAUCAUUCUUUCCUCACGAGCUGGCCAGUCUAGAGCUGAAUGAGAAUCUAAACCACAAGACUGCUCAAAGGUACUUCCUUUACUUCUGUGUGCGUUUUGUUUUAUCGUGAUUAGUAUGAUGUAUCAUCGGGAACCAAAAAUUUUACUGGAUUCUUGGAAAUUUGUUUCGGAAACAAAACCGCCUAUCUUCAUUCUCCUUUUCUUUUCCGGUGGUUACUCUCCGAUGUAGAAUUUUAUUGUUUGAUUCUGUAAUAAAGAAGCUCUGAGGAGUUUGGUAUGUUUUUGUAUUCUUGUAUUUGUCCUGAGGAAGUUAAAUACAUUUAUUUGUAAAGAAGUUUGCUUUUCUGAUACCAUUUCUUUUGAAAUUAUCCUGCGAUGUAUAUUGCUUUUGUGUGUCUUUUAUAUGAUUUACUAGAAAAUUCAUGUUGAACGUUUUUGUGACAAAAGUUUAAAGGAAAACAAGUUAAACUUGAG